CCUCAAAUCCCUCUCAUCACAUGCACCUAUAGCCCGUGACAAGGAAGGUGCGAGGAGCGAGUGCGAGAGUAGGUCACCUGAUCGGAUGUGGAUGUGACGCUCCAGCGUCUGCAUCUCAUCUGCUCAAUCCGCGCUCCUGAUUAACUUCGGCCCUCCUGAACGUGUUUUGGGGAACGGCUUCGAAGUAAACUUCAGUUCUUUAGAACCGCGCGAAAACAGACGCGGAGAGUAUCACAACAUCCUCAUUAUGAGCUCGAUAUUAACGACUCGGCAAGCUGAAGAGCUACACAAGUCGAUUGUAGCAUACCUAUCAGCGAACCACCUAUCGAAUGCCGCCGCUACGCUUCGGGCAGAGCUAAGUCUCGAGGAAGAUGUCCUGAACGUGAAUACAAUAAAGAAAUACGAAGCCGUGCUGGAAAAGAAAUGGAUAGGCGUUGUCCGGCUACAGAAAAGGAUAAUGGACCUCGAGUCCCGGGCCACCGCGAUGCAAUCGGAGCUCGACAAUGCGUCAUCUACCUCUGGCUUCAGGCGCAAACAAGACCCCACUGCUUGGCUACCUCGAUCGCCACCUCGACACACGUUAGAAUCGCACCGAGACACCAUCAACUGCGUCGCUUUCCAUCCAAUAUUCACCUCUGUUGCCUCUGGCUCCGACGAUAACACUAUCAAAGUUUGGGACUGGGAACAAGGCGAGCUGGAGAAGACGCUAAAAGGGCACACUAGAACAGUCCUAGACGUUGAUUACGGCGGCCCAAGAGGUGGCAUCCUUCUGGCGUCCUGCUCCAGCGACCUGACAAUUAAGCUAUGGGAUCCGGCAAACGAUUAUAAGAACAUCCGGACUUUACUAGGUCAUGAUCAUAGCGUGAGCGCCGUUCGUUUCAUACCAACCGGAAACUUGCUUGUCAGCGCGAGCAGAGAUCAGACCCUGAGAGUAUGGGAUGUUACCAAUGGCUACUGCGUGAAGAUGCUGAAGGGUCAUACCGACUGGGUUCGAGCUGUUUGCCCCUCGUUUGAUGGACGUUUCCUCCUCUCGGCUGGGGAUGACCUAACUGUUCGGUUAUGGGAUAUAUCCGAUCCGGAUCCAGACAGCAAGUUGGAAAUGAUUGGUCAUACAAACAGAAUCGAAUGCUGUGUACUUGCUCCGCCUGCUUCGUACCAACAUCUUGCCUCUUUAGCUGGACUGAAGAAGCCACCCCCAGCCAGCAGUCCUGCAGAGUUUAUGGCGACCGGUUCGCGGGACAAGACUAUUAAGCUCUGGGAUGCACGAGGAAUUUGCUUUAUGACACUAACAGGGCACGACAACUGGGUCCGGGCGGUCGCUUUCCACCCCGGCGGCAAAUAUCUCCUGUCGGUGUCGGAUGACAAGACGCUACGGUGCUGGGACUUGACCCAGGACGCAAGGUGCGUCAAGAUGCUGGAUGAUGCGAAUGAACGCUUCAUCACCUGUCUGGGCUGGGCUCCAGGAAUUGUAAAGGAACCACCUACGGAAAUUGCCCAACCUAACGGGACACCGAAGAAGGGGACCGUAGGGAAUAUCCCUAACGUGCAAAUUCGUUGCGUUAUUGCCACGGGAGGAGUGGAUCGAAAACUAAGGAUCUUCUCUAACUGAAGGGUCAAAAGACAAAACAGACGAAACGGUCCAGAUACGCUGCUCGUGAUCCUCGGGCAAGCUGUGAAGACGAUUGUCGCUUAUGCCACCAAACCACCGGGUCUAGAUGAGGCGUGCGGAAAGAUUGGAGAGAACUACCGAGGCGUGCGGGCUCAGGUAUGAGGAGAGGUCUUCCCAGCUAGCUCAAGACGACUUGCAAGGCUGGGCAACGGAGACUAGUUAGAGGCGCAGUGUGUCAUAGGCAUCUCCUAACCCACACCGAUCGCUCUGAAGUAUAGACUAGAAUGUAGCUAGAUUGAAAUCAGCGCAUGUGGGACGAUUUAGGUCUACUAAACGCGCGUGCUCGUCUCUCCUAUGUCGCUG
Mytilinidion resinicola is the source of this 1972-nucleotide messenger RNA. RefSeq names its product nuclear migration protein nudF. The transcript has 3 exons. The record is from RefSeq and is a predicted model, not a curated record. Lineage: Eukaryota; Fungi; Ascomycota; Dothideomycetes; Mytilinidiales; Mytilinidiaceae. The coding region runs from base 248 to 1609 and encodes 453 amino acids. Gene Ontology annotation, molecular function: protein binding.